AUUUCCAAGAUUGUACUCGUGUCAUGUAAUCAAUUUUUUUUGUCAUCAUAUUAUAUAUAUAAACAAAAUUUUUUCAAUUAUUUUCAGUAGGCUACUUGCCAAGUGAAAAAAGUUUUUAUUUUUCGUAGCUUUGGUAACAUGAAUACGACUUUCGAAAUGCCGUCGCAAACAGCGACACCUCUCCAGUAUACGCCUAUUCUUUCUUUUAUGUCGGACAAACAGCUUGCAUUGUUUGUCCCGUUCGUAGUUUAUUGGAUAUAUUCGGGUUUUUACCACCUAAUUUCGAUUUAUGAAGUUUCUUUUUUUGAAAAAUAUAGAAUUCAUAGUCUUAUUGAAGUAGAAACAAGAAACAAAGUUUCUAUGGGUGAAGUGGUUAGAGCUGUUUUAUUACAACAAUUUUUACAGACUUUACUGGGUUUAUUAUUAGUUGUUGUCGAAGACGACGAUGUUUUAUUAGAUGAUGAGGUUGAAUUGCUAGGCUAUCGACAAACGUUAGAGGCUAUGGCAACAAUUUUUGGUCUGUGGAAUCUGCUUGAGCCUUAUCAAAAUAUUAUCAUAGAGACAUCAUACUGGUAUUUUAUUCCAUUAUCCCGAUUUUUAUUUGCAAUGAUUUUUUUGGAUACAUGGCAAUAUUUUAUGCAUAGGCUUUUUCAUCAAAAUAAAUUUCUCUAUAAACACAUUCAUUCAUUACAUCACAGACUACAUGCACCAUAUGCUUUUGGUGCACUUUAUAAUCAUCCCAUUGAAGGUUUUGUGAUGGAUUCCGUGGGUGCCGGAUUGGCAUUUAAAUUAUCAGGGAUGACAACCAUCGGUGGAAUGAUAUUUUUUGGAUUCGCAACAUUUAAAACCGUCGAUGAUCAUUGUGGAUAUGAUUUACCGUUUAACCCGGUUCAAAAAAUUUUCGGUAAUAAUUCAGCCUACCAUGAUAUCCAUCAUCAAUCAUACGGGAUUAAAAUGAAUUUUUCUCAACCGUUUUUCACUAUAUGGGAUCGAAUUCUUGGAACUUAUCUACCAGAACCUCCAAAAUCAUUAAAAGAGUAUCAAUCCUCUCAGACAACCACCAUUCAUAGUCUUACAUUAAAGGAUCGUGAAGCUAUUGAUCACAAAGAUGAGCCAGAUGUCUUUAAAAUCCAGGAAACAAUUUCCGCAGGAAUUUCUCCGAGAUAUAAUUUGAGACCACGAAAAACUCUUUCGUCAAUCUAAAUUUAUAAUUAUAUUCUUUACCCGAUUUUAUUAUCGCGAGAAUUCACGAUGAUAUAUUUAAGAACAUUAUUUUUAAUAGAUUACUAAUUGUUAAAUUAUAUUAAAGUUAAAUAUUGUAGGAUUAAUUUUUUAAUAAAUAAUAUCAACUAAUUGAAAACAAUAAAACUACGGUUAAUUAGUUCCGGAUUUCACUUUAAAAUUAUAAUUUACAUGAAUCAAAUAGUGCAUGUGAAAU
Messenger RNA from Rhizophagus irregularis DAOM 181602=DAOM 197198, 1438 nucleotides. Lineage: Eukaryota; Fungi; Glomeromycota; Glomeromycetes; Glomerales; Glomeraceae. The record is from RefSeq and is a predicted model, not a curated record.